GAGAAGCUGCCAGCUGAUCCAGACCAAUGUAGGUCAACAUACAUGAGGGGAGAUUUUUCAUUUUCUGUCAUAUCUUGUUGAUUUUUUGACUUAGCAUGGUUAUAUUGAAAGGUUGCAGCUACUUAUGGUUAAAAAACAACAUGUGAAUAUCUAACAUCAAAUGCGCAUGCGCAAUUUUGGCAAUUAAGAGCCACGGAAUUACGAGAACACAGCAUAAAGAGCGUCAUCAGCCACCGGCAGUGCUCAACCUGUAACUGGUGGAGACGUCACCGACCCGGCCAGCCACUACAGCAACAUCACUGUGUACGGAACCACUCCGGUAGUGCCCGUUCUAUGGAGAGUGAAAGUGGAGAGAAAGCUAUACUGGAUCUAGCUAAAGCAGGUACCCAGGUGGAAAUCCUUGGAGGUGAUGGUGACAACACUUUAUUGGCCAGACUGAAAAGCAAGCAUGGAAUCAGUCUGAAAAAGAAAUAUGACAAAAACCAUGUGAUCAAAAACGUAGGCAAAAGCUUGUAUGGUUUACAAAAUGAGAAGGGAAUCAAAAUAAGCAAGAUAUCAAUAAGUCAUAUCCAAAAGUGUGUCUCAUAUGCCCUUUCAAAGAAUAGCGGGGACUUACAUGGAUUACAAGAGAAUCUGAGAGCAAUUAUUCCUCAUAACUUCGGUGAUCAUCAGUUAUGUCAGUCAUGGUUUUGUGGUUAUCUAAGGAAUAAAGAUGUAUCCUAUGAUCACCGUUCACUACCCUACAAAUCUAGUUUGACUGGUGAGACAUUGAGGAAACGGCUAGAGGGCAUUAUGACACCUUUCAUUGCCAAAGCGAGCCAGCUCAUUGAAUUGGGGUCCAGUCACCAGUGUGAGCACGCCAACCGUGAGGUAUCGCUCAAAGCUCCAAAGAACAUCUAAUAUGGCGGGACUGAGGCUUUAGACUUCAAAGUACAGGCCACAGCAGCUUUUAUCAAUGAAGGCAGGAACUAUAUAGUAGAGUUACUACGUUUUGCAGUUGAUAGUUACAUUGUUUGGUUGUCUUCUACAGUUACAAGUAA
Messenger RNA from Mercenaria mercenaria, 1040 nucleotides. RefSeq lists its product as uncharacterized. Bases 334 to 900 code for a protein of 188 amino acids. NCBI's taxonomy places the organism in Eukaryota, Metazoa, Mollusca, Bivalvia, Venerida, Veneridae. The record is from RefSeq and is a predicted model, not a curated record. The transcript has 2 exons.